GUCCUCAGUUCAUUGAGUAACAUCUUCCUCAUCCCGCUGAACAGCGUACAGAGCUGCUGCUGCUGCCGCCGCUGCCGCUGUGGAGCCCGACACAGGAGUCCUGGCUGAUCCGGAUCAUCUUUCCAGGCUGCUUGCACAAAAACCAGGAAGUCAACAUGAGCACUCUCUCCACUGACAGAAAGCCCCAUGUGGAUUACGGCGUUCAGAUCCGCUUCAUCAAGGACCUUGAUGACACAGGCGGAGGUUAUCCUGACAAGUCCAGAGGAAACAACACUGCAACUCCUCCUUCCAAUAAGUAUGGGGUGGCAGUGCGGGUUCAGGGGAUCUCUGGGCAGCCUUACGUGGUCCUGAAAGAUGGCGAGAAAGGUGACUCUUACGGAGUUCAGCUUAACACUCCCACCCCCAGCUCCGGGCCGCCUUCACCUUGCAACAGUCUGCCCAAAAUAAAUAAAGAGCCUGCAGAAAUCAUAAACCCUUACAGCCCUGCUGUAAACACAGCAAACUCCCCUGUUUCUGCAGCAGAGGAUGAGGAUGGGGAGAUUUUUGGGAGCCCUCUUAAAAGACCUCCAGGGGACGGUCAAGCAGGAACACAAGGGGAGGAGGAGGGUGGAGCUGUUAGAGAAGGACAGGCACAGAGGCCAAAAGCUGAGCCCCAACUCAAAGCAACAGGAGGCGAAGCAGAGAAAAGCAAAGAUUGGACUUGUAAUGACGAGUAUAAUGAAGCAGGGCUGAAACCUGUCAGAUUAAACGGUGCAGGACCCAGAGGGGUCAAGCAAACUGGCUCUGGUUUUACUGGCUCUUUGGGCAGAUACUCUGUGAAAAGCCAGAGUAAAAAUACCCCUUCAGAGCCACAACCUCCAGCAUCAACUGACGGCGAGCUCGUCCCAGCAAUCGACACCAACUCCCUGGCUCCCAUCAACAAGCUCAUCAGUAAGUUCAACAGUGGGACGGGCGGCGCCCCGCAGGUGAGGGGCCGCUCCGGAGCCAGGCAGCGGCUCAGGUUUGACGAGGGCAGACGGUCCAGAAGUCUCGAUGCUAGAAAAGAUGUUCAGCCUAAGGUUUCCCCUCCCUCUCCCAGCUCUCCCACUCCAAAUCCUUACGCUGUUCCUUUUACUGCCUCCUCAAAUUUGCUGACGUCAUCUGCCCCAGCGAGCGGCAGCCUGGGAAGGAGCCCUGCAUCAGUUGCCAAGGUGACAGCACUCGAGGCCCCUAAACCGAGCUUUAAGUCACCAGGGAAGUUUGUUGCCAAGGACCCCGCUCCAGCUGUGGCAAAGAAGCCUGAGAUACCUCCGAGGAGCCUGAGUACCGUGGUCAUCAGUAGGGAGGAAGCUCAAGCUAAACAAGCUAUUUUCAACAUCCUUAAUGAAGGCACCAGUGAGAGUGAAGGAUCCCUCAAAAGAAAAGCCAACCUCAUCUACGAGACCACUGGCAGUUUCAAGAAGCGAGGAUCUGAUGGGAGCAUCAAAAAGGGGAACCUCGAGGAGCUUCAGGAGCAACUCAGUCGCUGCAAAAAAGAACUGCAGCAGGCCCAUGAUGAACUGGCAGAAGAGCGUAUGUCCAGAGAGGUGGUAGAGUCCCGUCUGCGCCUACAGGAAGACCAGCUGGCCGAGCUUCAGGAGGAGCUGAGGAGGGUUUCAGAAAACUCACCUGACUCAGACUCCCUGCAGACGGAUGUGAUGACUCUGCAGGCCGACCUGGCCGAGGCCGUCAUGCUACGUCAGCGCCAGGAGGAGACUCUACGCCAGCGGGAGCGGGAGCUGACGGCCCUGAAGGGGGCGCUAAAGGAGGAGGUGGAGUGCCAUGACAGAGAGAUGGAGGCCCUGAGGGAGCAGUACGGCCAGGACAUGGAGAACCUGAGGAGAACCAUGGAGCAGGUCACACAGUCCCAGGACCAGAUCGAAGAGGAGAGGGAGAGGGUGAACGCCUCCAUACUGACCCUGGAGGAAGAACUGGAGAGCUGCAGGGAUCAGGGAGAGCAGUGGAGGACGCAGCUGGACGCUACCACACAGGAGCUGCACAACACCAACCAGGAGAGCGGGAAGCGCGCCAGCAGUCAAAAGCUGCUGAAAUCCCGUUCGGAGAAGAAGGAAAUUGAGGGCAAGCUGAAGGAUCUUCAGGAUUCACUGCUCACCAUGAAGACACAAAUGCCCCCGUCUGACGAGAACCGUUCUUCAGUGGAGGAGCUUCAGUGGUGCCGUGAUGAGCUGGACCGGGCUCGCACCCAUCUGGACGAGCAAAAGGGCGAGUUGGACGAGAACAGGGAGGCACUUCAAGCCCUGAAGAAAGCCAGCGGAGAGAAGGAGGCCGAGCUGCUGUCUGAGAUCAGCAGGUUGAAGGAGCAGUCGCAGAGAGACAAGGCCGAGCUGGAAACGGCGCUGCAGAAAGCGAAGGAGUCGCCAGCUGCGCCUGCAGGAAAGACCGCGGUGGAGCACAGCACCCAUCUGGAGCUGCAGGAAGCAAACAUUCGCCUCAGAGAGAGACUGGCCCGCAUGACGAGGCUUCACUCCAGCUCGCCCCGGAGCUCGGAGGCCGAGGAGGCGGUGGAAGCUCUGGAGGAUGAGAACCGCUCCUUGAAGUCGCAGCUGGAGGAGGCCAAGAGAGGAGCCAACCGCCUGAGCAAGGAGAGGGACGAGCUGACCCGGCGGCUGGAGGAGAGAGACCUGGAGAAAGAGGUGCUGAGGAGGGGCAAGAGUGACCUGGAGGAGCAGAAGAGGCUGCUGGACCGAGCCCUGGAGAAGAUUAACAAAGAGAUGGAGGCGAUGAUGGGAGACUCCCGUCAGUCGGUGGCCACGCUGCAAACACAGCUGGACGAUUACAGGGAGCGCUCGAGGAAGGACCUGCAAGAAGCUCAGCGCAACAGCAAGGACAGGCUGGCCGAGCUGCAGAGGGCUCAGAGCAACCUCAAGGUCCAGCAGGACGAGGUUUCCCGUCUAAAGAAGGAGCUGCUGGCGUGCAGCGAGGAGCGAGACAGCGCCCAGUUAGAGAGAGACCUCUACACCAACCGUCUCAAACACUUGGAGAGCGAGCUAGAAACAGAGAAGAGCAGCCACACUGACCGCAACAGGGAGAUCAGGGGCCUAGAGGAUAAAAUAAAGACACUGGAGAUCGAGCUGGAUGAGGAGAGGAGCAGCGUGGAGCUUAUGAACGACCGCAUCACACGCAGCAGAGAUCAGGUGGACCAGCUCCGUUCUGAGCUGAUGCAGGAGCGCUCGGCGAGACACGACCUGGAGAUGGACAAGAGCGCGAUUGAGAGACAGCUGAAGGAGCUGAGGUCUCGUGUGGCAGACAUGGAGGGACAGGCCCGGCCCUCGGCUGGAAUCACACUGCUGGAAAAUAAAAUUCAAGAGUUGGAGGAGAGACUCCGCAGUGAAGAAAGAGAGAAGGCCAGCAUCCAGGCUUCUCAAAGACGAAUGGAGAGGAAACUAAAGGAGCUAAACGCCACGUUAGACCAGGAGAGAAGUCAGCACAUUGAGCAGAGAGAUCAGCUGUCCCUGCGUGUGAAGGCCUUGAAACGGCAGGUGGACGAGAGCGAGGGGGAGGUGGAGCGCUUGGAGGGAGUCCGCCGGAAGGUCCUCAGGGACUUGGAGGAGCAGCAGGAGCUCCAGGAGGCACUGCAUGCCAAAGUGACAGUGCUGGAGACUGAACUAAAGCGGAAGUCACAGCAGACACAUCGCACAGCUCUGGACUCGACCGCUUUCAGCUCUGAGGAUGAGGACGGUUUCUAUGACACCAACAUCACCUCCAUCCUGAACGAGAGCCACUUACAGACCACCAACUGCUAAAGGAAGAUGACGGCAUAUUCUUUUUUCCCUUCAGUGCAUACACUUUGUCAGAGAAAGGUACUCAGGGCAUCAGGAACUCACUUGUGUGAAGAACUCGGUUGCCAUGCACUACAAAUUUGCCUUGCAGUUGGUCUUUGGUUUUAUUUUUAGCACAGCAGUCCGAUAGAGACACGUUGUCAGGAUAAUUAGGUUGCAUUUUUGGAGCCUUCAACUGUGAUUAUGAUUGCUUCAGUAUUGUCAUGUUUUAUCUGUCUUGACAUCUUCUGUUUCUCUGUUUUGUUAAAGAGGAGAAAUACAGUUACACUUUAAAAUAUAAGGUUUUACUCCAUGUACUUCAACUUCAGUCAUGUUUUCGAGAUGGUUUUUCGCUGUGUGUUCUUUGUAUUGACUAUACUGUGGUAGCGCGUUACUGUGGCAUGGUUUGGGAUCAGAGGUCAUACAGUCCAAACUUCAAAAUUCAAACUACUUUUAAGCCAAAAAACAACUUGCAUAUGUUUUCUUAUUAAUCCAGUCUUACAUCUGUGUUUCCUUACGCAUGAUAAGUCACUUCUGCCAGUGUUGUUAGCAGCUUCAAGUGUUUCUUUGUGUAUUGAAAAUGAUGUUUUUUUACCUUUGAAUGUGACAAUGGUGGGCCAUUUAAACUGAGCCUAUAUUUUUACACUGUAUUAGCUGUGCAUACCAGACAAUCAAAUAUAGUAGCACUGUGUGUCCUCAGAGAUUAACCCUCUACCCGAUAAAGUUUUCUGUUUUAACCACCAUAUUUCUAAUGUGCUUUAAUAUAUUGCUGUGUGUUAAGUUUGAUUCUUGUGCAUGUUUUCACUCAGAUGCCUUAAAACGUCUUUAUUUCACUUCAUGUUGUCUCUGCAUGUGUUCUGUUUCCAUGCUGCUGCUGUAAUGAUUUCCUAUGGUUGCCUGUGCUUGCAGCUCCUGUACAUUCCUACUGAAAGAAUCAUCCACUCUGGAAGCAUUCCACAUGACGCUUUGUUGUACCCGGCUGUUAUGAAUGUUGAUUAUAAUCUUAUAAUGAUCUAUUGAUGGUGUUGUUACAUUUUAAACCUGUCACUUUUGAAAUUUCUAUUGGAGCAAUUACAAGCAAGGAUGCUGUUAAAUGUAUAAUGUGUUUGUUAAGCUGCUGGUAACAUUUGAAAUGGUACAGAGCUUUGUAAGUUUUCCCCAAAUUUUUUGACAGAUAUUUUAAGUAAAUUUUGGCCCUCCUGUACAAUAAAAAUAAGUAU
Molecule: messenger RNA, 5017 nt
Organism: Chelmon rostratus (copperband butterflyfish)
Lineage: Eukaryota; Metazoa; Chordata; Actinopteri; Chaetodontiformes; Chaetodontidae
Gene: cgnb
Product: cingulin b
Exons: 21
Coding region: 156-3782 (1208 amino acids)
Cellular component (GO): myosin complex
Source: RefSeq, a predicted model, not a curated record